Messenger RNA from Pararge aegeria (speckled wood butterfly), 1026 nucleotides. RefSeq names its product protein Wnt-4 (gene Wnt4). The record is from RefSeq and is a predicted model, not a curated record. Gene Ontology annotation, biological process: neuron differentiation; cell fate commitment; multicellular organism development. Lineage: Eukaryota; Metazoa; Arthropoda; Insecta; Lepidoptera; Nymphalidae. Gene Ontology annotation, cellular component: extracellular region. The transcript is spliced from 2 exons. Gene Ontology annotation, molecular function: cytokine activity; frizzled binding. Bases 1 to 1026 code for a protein of 341 amino acids.
AUGUUUAAAUCCAGUGUUUUCACUCUACUGAUGUAUUUUACCGUUUCUAUAUUGGCUUUGAAAAAUGUUGAAGGGUCUCGCCCGGUUCUAGAAAAGACAGUGGAAACGUUAUUCGCUGAUAGAUCUGAAGUUAUACACCCCGCAACGUGCAAAAUAAUCACAUCAUCUCCACGGCAAUCAAAAAUGUGCAAAAGGGAGCCCGGCUUACCAAACAUACUACUUACUGCAAAGAAACAAGCAAUAACCGCUUGCGAGGAAACCUUUCAAUACGAUAGGUGGAACUGUUCUCUCGUUUUCAACAGGAAAGCUAAAAGGAGUAUCUUCAAAAAACUUUACAGGGAAACAGCGUUUAUACAUGCUCUUGUAGCGGCUUCCAUAACCCACGCAGUCGCAAGAGGCUGUGCUUCGGGCGAGCUAUCCAGAUGUUCUUGUUUAGGCAGCUUCAAAAACGCCUCUAAUGUGCAGAUGAGAGGAGGCUGCGGAGAUGAUUUCAAGUUCGGAAAAAGAUUCACAAAGAACUUUCUGGAAUGGAAAACAGCGGGGAACGAUCAAAUCGCGGAUGUGCUAAAACAAGAUGUUAGCAUUGGUAUAGAUUCGAUUGGGGAACAAUUAAAAGAGGUUUGCAAGUGUCACGGGUUUUCCGGUUCGUGUACGACGAAAACUUGCUGGAAAAGACUAGGACCUUUUAAUUCAGCGAUGGGUUUGCUUAAGAAGCAUUACCACCACUCUGUUAAGAGAAAGCUGGUUAAUUAUACUUCGAAAAGGGCUGUCACACCUAAGCUGAGAAGGAAAUUGAAGAAGGAUCAGAAGAAUUUGGUUUAUUUGCAGAAGACGCCAAACUUGUGUGGCAGUACCAAGGGAAGGAUUUGUAAGGACAGACAUAACUGUGCAACUUUGUGCUGCGGCCGCGGAUUUGUGGUAGGCCAGAAGUCAGUGACUUAUAGGUGUAGAUGCAAAAUGGUGGAUUGCUGUUUUGUUAAGUGUGACACUUGUGUCGAAGACGUGGACUUCUAUACCUGUAAAUAA